This is a messenger RNA of Micromonas commoda, 1473 nucleotides long. RefSeq lists its product with no specific name. The transcript has 2 exons. Gene Ontology annotation, molecular function: 2-octaprenyl-6-methoxyphenol hydroxylase activity; FAD binding; oxidoreductase activity, acting on paired donors, with incorporation or reduction of molecular oxygen, NAD(P)H as one donor, and incorporation of one atom of oxygen. Gene Ontology annotation, biological process: carotene biosynthetic process; ubiquinone biosynthetic process; xanthophyll biosynthetic process. NCBI's taxonomy places the organism in Eukaryota, Viridiplantae, Chlorophyta, Mamiellophyceae, Mamiellales, Mamiellaceae. The record is from RefSeq and is a predicted model, not a curated record. Gene Ontology annotation, cellular component: mitochondrion. The coding region runs from base 1 to 1473 and encodes 490 amino acids.
AUGACGUGGCUCGCGCGACGGAUCCUCGCCGGGACGCGACGCCCCAUCGCUCGCGCGUUCUCGGCGACUUCAUCGUCCUCCUCGUCCCCGUCCAACCCGGAUGCCGCCGAACCCGUGGACGUGUGCAUCGUGGGCGGCGGCAUCGUCGGCACCGCGCUCGCGUGCUCGAUCCGUGCCAACCCGCUCACCGCGCACCUCACCGUGUCGCUCGCGGACCGCGCGCCGCCGCCGUCGUCCGCGUGGCUGGACGAUCCGCCGCCCACGCCGGAGCCGAGGGUGAGCGCGCUCACCCCCGCCAGCGUCGCCCUGCUCCGCGACGUCGGCGCGUGGGAUCGCGUCGAGGCGUCGCGUCGCGCGUGCGCCUUUCGCGCGAUGCAGGUCUGGGACGCGGAGUCUGUGGGGCACGUGCGAUACGACGCGAGCGAGGUGGGCGCGACGGAGCUCGGGCACGUGGUGGAGAACAGGGUGGUGCACACCGCGCUGCACGAGGCGGCGACGAGGCUCGGGGUCCGAACGUCGCCCCCCGCCGCGGCGGUGGCGCUGGAUCUCCCGGCCGACGGCGGCGGAGAUCUCGCGACGAUCAAAUUCCGCCGAGAGGGUGGCGACGGCGACGGCGACGAGGACGGCUCCCCGGAGAUCGCGGAGGUUCGCGCCAGGCUCGUCGUGGGAGCCGACGGACCGAGCUCCAAGGUGCGCACCCUCGCGGGCCUGCGCGCGGCGGGAUGGCGGUACGGUCUCAAGGCUGCCGUCGGCACCGUCACCACCGACGAGCCGCACGUAACCGCGUGGCAGCGAUUUCUGCCGUCCGGGCCGCUCGCGCUGCUCCCGGUGACGGAGGACGGACGCGUGAGCAACGUGGUGUGGACGACGACGCCGGAGGAGGCGGAUCGGCUGUGCGCCCUCGGCGACGAGGCGUUCGCCGCAGAGGUGGACGCGGCGCUCAGGGGCGAGGGGCGAUACUCGCACGGGGGGCAAGGCGAGGCUGCGAUCCGCGCGGUGGCGAACGGCUUCGGCGGCACAGCCGGCGGCGACGACGCGCCGCCGGCGUUCGAACACCCUCCGAGGGUCGUCGCCGCAGCGGGACCCAGGGGCGCGUUCCCGCUCGCCACGUCCCUCGCGGGGCGGUACGCGCUCCGCAGGCUGGCGCUCGUGGGCGACGCCGCGCACCAGGUGCACCCGCUGGGUGGGCAAGGCGUGAACCUCGGGAUGAGGGACGUGGUUUUGCUCACGAACGCGCUCGCCGGCGCGUGCGCCAACGGCGGCGACGUGGGUUCGAUGUUGGUGCUGCGGAAGUACGCGGACGAGGCCAAGGCUGCGAACGUGCCGAUGAUGGCGGCGCUGGACGGGCUGCAGAGGCUGUUCGCGUCGGACCAGCCGCUGGUGGCGUGGGCGAGGGGCGCGGGGUUGGCGGGGGUGAACGCGUUGGGUCCGAUUCGACGGAGGAUCGCGAGGUACGCGAUGGGUGGGGCGUGA